AACAAAUCUUUCUGCUGACCCCUCCAGGCAUGUCAGAGUUUGCAGGUGGCGCUGUGCAUCUGACUGGUGCCUUUUAAGCUUGCAUAUUUUUGGAUGAAGCCCGCUGCCGUCUCGUAAUGUAUGUUGUUUAUCAGUAGUAAGCGUUGGUCACAAUCGGUAAACUGUUCAAAACGAAGACACAACGAAACAAGAACUGUUACCGAAAGCAUUGCAGUUUUGAAGCCGAACAAUGAUAGAAACUGUCCACUUGCGGCUUUUAGGAAUGCUGACACGUAAGAGCAGGGGGAAAAAAAUAAUAAUUGACACAACUUCAUAUGUGAUGCUUUUACGGUACAGAACUUCCCUAAUCCAGUUUAGUGUGUGACUGACCACUUAGAGCAAUUGCGCUGUUUGUACCCUAACUAAACAAGGCCGCUGCAUCGCCCACUGUAGAUAAAUUGCAUAUGUUCUCUGGGGAACUGCUCUCAAAAGAGGUGAGCAGUGUCUGAUGUGAAGCUGAAGCAAACUACAAGAGAGAUGGAGUCUUACCUGGGCUUCUACCUGCUGAGUUUCCUUGCCUUGACCAAGACUGCACACACUGUUGAACAGACACCUCCGUUUCUGCGAGUGCAGCCGGGACAGUCAGCCACAAUCACCUGCAUCGGAGGUUCAGUGGACUCUGAUGGGGUGUAUCUGAGGAGGAGAUUCAGCCAGACAAGCCAAGUGCUUUACGUCCACAAGUUAGGCACAAUGACAAUAGGCAAGAACUACACUGACCGCAUGAAGACUGAAGGGGACACAAAGAAACUCAUCCUAACAAUCAGCAAUCUGACAGAGAGCGACUCGGAUGGGUAUUUCUGUGAGUUUGGUGGACUUGAUAUGGAAACUGGGAACGUAUUAAAUAUUCCAACUACUGGGACUUUGAUACUGGUUCAAGACGAGGUGAAAAAGGUGACGUGUCCUCCGGUAGAUCCAAAUCCUCCCAGCUCUAGUCUCCAGCUGACCCCGACCCUAAUGAUUGUCACAUCACUGGCUGCAGUCUGUGUCCUCAUCCUCUGUAUCGUUGCCCUGAUAAUAUGGCAGCUCCCGAAUAUUAAGACGUGUUUUGCCAAACAGAGAUCACAACAAACAACUCAUGAUACAGUCUAUGAAGAGAUGGCCAAGUCGAGGUACAGCUGUUAGAGGAUUGAGCACUGAGGAGUGUUUGCCUUAUGUACUGUUCAGUAAAAAGCAUUGUGCAUACCAUAUAUAGUGUGUGCUGAAUAAGAACAAAGGUAAUUCUAGCAUUAAUUACAUAAUUUAGGAGUAGGAGUUGGAGUAGUAUGAGUAUUAUUUUCUGGGCAGCAGUGUGGAGUAGUGGUUAGGGCUCUGGACUCUUGACCGGAGGGUCGUGGGUUCAAUCCCAGGUGGAGGACACUGCUGCUGUACCCUUGAGCAAGGUACUUUACCUAGAUUGCUCCAGUAAAAACACAACUGUAUAAAUGGUUAGUUGUAUGUAAAAAUAAUGUGAUAUUUUGUAACAAUUGUAAGUCGCCCUGGAUAAGGGCGUCUGCUAAGAAAUAAAUAAUAAUAGUUGUCACCAAUGUCUGCCUAGGGACUAUCAAUUGAAAUUAGCCUACAUUGGAAAUACAAUGCCUCUUGUGUUAUGUAAAUGACACUUAUGUUAUUAUUGUACAUGUAAGCAAGGUAGCUUGUGUUGCAAAAUGCUUGGUGGGUACAAAGUAAAGAAGGUCUGGCUUCAGCUGUCUAUUGAGCUGUAGACGACAUGGUGUUUUUUCUGUCCUCUGCUCAGGCCUGUCUGCAUUAGGUCAGGUUCUAUUACCAGAAUAUCACAGUGUGUUUUUUUUUCAGCUGGCUUGAUUCAAUCUAUGUUCCUGUUUGCACUCUGUGUAAUAGGCUUCUACUGCUGCUGGUGACCUUUAGAAGUACAUUCAAAGCUACAGGGAUGGGAGGUAUCUGGGUGGGGGGUUGGGGUUCAAUGCUGAACAGAUGCUUCAGUUAGGACAUUGUGUGUAAAUAUCUGACAUCCUCUUGUGAUCUUGAUGUAACCCUAGAGGAAUACACAGAAUACAAGUUUCUGUGCAGUGCAAGGGGAAUGCGAAUUCACUGCCAGUGCAUCUGUGGCUCUAGCAGAACCAUGCUAAACCUACACUGUGCUAUACCAUGGUAAAAAUGAAGCGUCACAGAGUCACAGAAAGGCAUUGUUGAGCAUGGCAAAGCAUGAUAGAAUACAUAUUAUAUGCAUUUAUUUUAUUAAGGCGAGUAUAGUGUUUAUUUCUUUUUUUAAUGGUUCUAUAUGUAAAAACAAAAACAAUUGCACUCAGCUAAACCACAACAGAGAAUGUGUCUGGGUUUGUUUAGAAAUGUGCCUUCGUUUAUUUUUAUUUUUUUUAUUAAUAAAAAAAAGGACCUGUAAAUAAAAUAAAAUGAUCGUUCCACAAGUG
This is a messenger RNA of Acipenser ruthenus (sterlet), 2423 nucleotides long. RefSeq lists its product as uncharacterized. The transcript has 5 exons. The coding region runs from base 517 to 1161 and encodes 214 amino acids. Gene Ontology annotation, cellular component: membrane. The record is from RefSeq and is a predicted model, not a curated record. NCBI's taxonomy places the organism in Eukaryota, Metazoa, Chordata, Actinopteri, Acipenseriformes, Acipenseridae. Gene Ontology annotation, biological process: adaptive immune response. Gene Ontology annotation, molecular function: signaling receptor activity.